Messenger RNA from Cyclopterus lumpus (lumpfish), 3078 nucleotides. RefSeq names its product transcription factor CP2 (gene tfcp2). Gene Ontology annotation, biological process: regulation of transcription by RNA polymerase II. The record is from RefSeq and is a predicted model, not a curated record. NCBI's taxonomy places the organism in Eukaryota, Metazoa, Chordata, Actinopteri, Perciformes, Cyclopteridae. Gene Ontology annotation, molecular function: RNA polymerase II cis-regulatory region sequence-specific DNA binding; DNA-binding transcription activator activity, RNA polymerase II-specific. Gene Ontology annotation, cellular component: nucleus. The transcript has 16 exons. The coding region runs from base 392 to 1885 and encodes 497 amino acids.
GUGAAAUAAUAACACGAAGAAAAGAAACGGAAAGUACGGCAGCUCCCGGUUCCUCACGAAGCUAGAUAAACAAACAAAAGCAAGACAUUUCAUGACAUACAUUUAGGAGCCUGAGCUCAUUUGGACGUGUCUAUAUGUCCAGAUAUGUCUAUCAGGAGUAACUUGUUCCCGUGAAUCCCCAAUAAGUGAGGCAAAGCAGGGCUAGCAUCCUUCUCGCUCAGUGGUUAGCUCGUCAUGUUUAUUUUAGUGCUGGGGCGAAGGAGCGCGACAUGAUGGCAUGAAACUGUCGCUCUAUUAGCAAGUAGCUAUCCUCCUCUCACUUACAGGUUUUGGGGAACUUGGCGCAAGUUUGAACCGCAACUGCACUCCGAAAGAUCUGCUAAUCGUCACCAUGGCGUGGGCUCUGAAGUUGCCUCUCACGGAUGAAGUGAUUGAGUCCGGACUGGUCCAGGACUUUGAUGCCAGUCUGUCGGGUAUUGGCCAGGAGCUGGGUGCUGGGGCAUACAGCAUGAGCGACGUGCUUGCUCUGCCCAUCUUCAAACAGGAGGAGUCCAACCUGCCUCCAGACACCGACAACAAGAUCCUCCCCUUUCAGUAUGUUCUGUGUGCAGCUACCUCGCCAGCCAUUAAACUGCACGAUGAAACCCUCACCUACCUCAACCAAGGGCAGUCCUAUGAAAUUAGAAUGCUUGACAAUCGGAAAAUUGGGGAACUUCCGGAAAUCACCGAUAAAAUGGUGAAGAGCAUCAUCCGUGUGGUGUUUCAUGACCGACGACUUCAGUACACAGAGCACCAGCAGCUGGAGGGCUGGCGCUGGAAUAGGCCCGGGGAUCGCAUCCUCGACCUGGAUAUCCCCAUGUCCGUCGGCAUAAUCGACCCCCGGGCUAACCCUACUCAGCUUAACACUGUGGAGUUCCUUUGGGACCCAUCAAAAAGAACCUCAGUUUUUAUCCAGGUACACUGCAUCAGCACAGAGUUCACCAUGCGCAAGCAUGGAGGAGAAAAGGGUGUCCCUUUCCGAAUCCAGAUAGACACGUUUAAAGAGAAUGAGAAUGAAGAGUACACCGAACACCUCCACUCUGCCUCCUGCCAGUUCAAAGUCUUCAAGCCUAAAGGUGCAGACAGAAAGCAGAAGACUGACAGGGAGAAGAUGGAGAAGAGGGCACCACAGGAAAAGGAAAAGUAUCAACCCACCUAUGAAACCACAAUCCUGACAGAGUGCUGCCCCUGGCCUGAGGUCACAUACGUCACCACCAACUCUCCAUCACCUGGCUUCAACAGCACACCCAACAGCUUCCCAGUGCCAGAAGGAAAUGGAUCGCCAAGCCACCAGCCUGAGCCUGUCGUUCAGGUAGCAGAUAAUUUGUUGCCCACAGCAACACCACAGGAUGCACAGCAGUGGCUUUUAAAUAACCGCUUCUCACCCUUCUCUCGGCUCUUCACCAACUUCUCAGGGGCAGAUCUGUUGAAGCUGACCAGGGAGGAUGUCAUUCAGAUCUGUGGGCCAGCUGAUGGUAUAAGACUCUUCAAUGCACUGAAGGGACGGGUGGUGCGCCCGAGGCUGACCAUUUACGUUUGCCAGGAGUCUCAGCAGGCGAGGGAGCAGCAACCGAAACAUGAAAACGGAGAUGCUGCCGCAAACACUUUCUUUGUAUAUCAUGCCAUUUACCUGGAGGACCUCACAGCUGCUGAGCUGACAGAGAAGCUCGCUCAGCUCUUCAACAUCUCACCCAGGCAGAUAAAUCAGAUCUUCAAACAGGGUCCCACUGGCAUCCAUGUGCUGGUCAGCGACGAGAUGAUUCAGAACUUCCAGGAUGAAGUAUGUUUCGUUUUGGACACAAUGAAAGAUGACACUAACGAUGGCUACCACAUAAUCUUGAAGUGAAUACUGCGCGGGAGAAUAGCGUUGUUCUCUUCUUUAGACCCGAUCCAGUCAAGCCCUCUAGAGCUUCAUAUUCUUCGCUGUUCUUUGAAUACGUGGGGACGCCCACGAGAAGUGUCUUGAGGAUGCUAGGAGGACCAUGUGACUGUAGCACCUGGCCCUCUCCUCAUUUUACCUUAUUGUCUUACUUUUGAGGUAGUGACUGUUACCACAGUGAAGUGAACAAUCUCCUUGUCACCCUACCAUUGUCUCCGUUUAGUGGUUGCGUUGUCCUUGGUUGCUUAUGUCUUGUGAAAGAGGUUUAUGGCACUACAGCUGCUAUCACUGUUUAUUUGUUAUCUGAGCAUCUGGUGCGCCAAAGCUCUGUGCUACAGAAACAGUUUGUCAUCUCUUUAAAAACCAACAACCAAAUAUGCAAAAAAAUAUAAUUAAGUGACAAAAAAGACUGACAGUACUUGACUUUCAGCCUGCAAUGCAGCACCAUUUCUCCUCUUCAUGCUUGGUUGGCUUUCUGGGAUCCACUGAAUCCAGUCUGCAAGAAACACGGUAUAGCUAACGCAAUCACACAGUCACAUCAAAGAAUCACAAGAGACAUCAAAUCAGUAAUCAGGACAUUAGGGGAAACCGUUGGAAUCCAGCGGUCCUCAAUUACAUCGGAGUCCUUUUGAAAGCGAACAAUGUCAGUCUUUCACUGGUUUUAAGUGUUACUUUUGAGGAAGGAAAAGCUUUUCCCAGAUAUUGUUAAAUCCUUGUAGUUGGUGUAGAGUGUUACUACCUAUGAAGCUUGAAUGAUAAUGAAACACCGUCUGUGUUUGUGAUCUCAGUGGCUACACCAGCAAACUGUCUCCUGUUCAUGUGGUUUCAACCUUAUUUGUAAAUAGAUCAUUAUUUUAAAAUGUUUUGAUAAAGAAUCAUGUUUCUUUGGCAGUUAAAAGAAAAAAAGUAUUUUAACCAACUAUUGUUUUUGAAUUUUACAACAUCCAAAUACUAAUGCAUGUAAUUGAGCUGUUGGUCACAUCAGAGCUGCAUGUGAAAAUAUAUGGUUAGUUUAUGUUCAGUCCAUUGUACUGCUUUCAUAAAAUUGAUAGCUUGACAUUUUAGAUACCAAUUUUAGCCACAUAUUAUCAUCAUUAUUAAAAUGUGUGUCCCUGAGGUGUUUGCAAAAAAAUUAAAAAGAUUUUUUUUUUUUAACUAUC